ACCACCCGCUGUCUCUCCUGGGCUAAAAAAUAUUCAUUUUGAUCGAGACUUCCAUUUGCUUCGCUCUUCAGUUCUCGUCUAUCCUCAAUCCGGUGACCAUGGGAGGAGGCAACGGUCAGAAGUCCAAGAUGGCUCGUGAGAAGAACCUUGAGAAGCAGAAACCUGCUAGGGGAAGCCAGUUAGAGUCCAACAAGAAGGCUAUGACUAUCCAGUGCAAGGUGUGCAUGCAGACAUUCAUGUGUACCACAACUGAGGUUAAGUGUCGAGAACAUGCUGAAGCAAAGCACCCAAAGUCUGACAUUUAUACAUGUUUUCCUCAUCUUAAAAAGUGACUGUUUGAUUGCAAAGUGAAAGCUUGUGGAUUGAUAUUUGGAGAACUUGCACAUACUGUACGUUGUUGUUACAUGACAAACUUGGUUAAUGGAACUAUCUAUCUAAUCAAAA
Molecule: messenger RNA, 444 nt
Organism: Neltuma alba
Lineage: Eukaryota; Viridiplantae; Streptophyta; Magnoliopsida; Fabales; Fabaceae
Exons: 3
Coding region: 99-332 (77 amino acids)
Source: RefSeq, a predicted model, not a curated record